Messenger RNA from Prunus avium (sweet cherry), 2424 nucleotides. Its product is annotated as protein NEN1-like. Gene Ontology annotation, molecular function: 3'-5' exonuclease activity; nucleic acid binding. The record is from RefSeq and is a predicted model, not a curated record. Lineage: Eukaryota; Viridiplantae; Streptophyta; Magnoliopsida; Rosales; Rosaceae.
UCUUUUCCUCCCCCAUUCCCCCGAUUUUCUUUGCUUUUCUCUUUCUUCUUCACUUCCUUCUCUUUCAUCUUUUCCACCACCAUAAUUAUGAAGCAGCAAUCGUCAUCAAUCAAGAGCAUCAAUUUAUGAGGAAGAAGAGGAACAUACUCAGGUGGUUUCAAACCCAAGCUCUCAAAGAAAUAUUCAAACUCAUCAAUAGGGUGGUAGCGCAGAUACCCCUAUUCAAUCUCUCUCUCUCGCUCAUUCUCAUCCUCUUCCAGAUCCAAAAGUUGUGAUUGUUUGAAUAUUUUUUUUUUGAACUGGUUGAUUUUUUAAUUGUUUAAUAUUUCUGUUUUUUUUUAAAUUUUUAACGAGUUAUCGUGUCGUGUGAUUCACGAAUUAUAACGGUUCGUGUUCGUGUUUAACAUUUCUAAUCCUUUUUCUUAUCAUGUCGUGUGGUGUUAACCCAUUAAGAAAAGCGGGUUGAUAAGAACACGACACUAACACUGCAAACACGACACGAAUGCCACUAUACAACUCCUUUAUAUACACUUGGCGGGUUAAAUUUCAUGAAAUAAAGUCUUGAGAGCAUCAAAUCAAAACCCGGUUUAAAACACGCUCGUUCUGUAACUGUCCUGUCGGCGAAGAUAGAAAAUGGUGAGUCGGAGCGAAGACCGGUUCGAAAUAGCGUUCUUCGACGUGGAGACGACGGUGCCGACCCGACCCGGCCAGGGGUUCACCAUAUUGGAGUUUGGGUCGAUUCUGGUUUGCCCUAGGAAGCUGGUGGAGCUCGAGAGCUACUCCACACUGGUGCGACCCGCCGACCUCUCCUCAAUCUCCUCCUUGUCCGUGCGCUGCAAUGGCAUUACCAGAGACGCUGUCAUUUCAUCCCCUACCUUUCAAGAGAUCGCCGAUACGGUCUACGACAUUCUCCAUGGACGUAUAUGGGCAGGUCACAACAUACUGAGGUUUGAUUGUGCUCGGAUCCGGGAAGCGUUCGCACACAUUGGUCGGCCUGCACCCGAACCCAAGGGUACAAUUGAUUCCUUGGCAUUGUUGACACAGCGCUUUGGAAGAAGAGCUGGUAACAUGAAGAUGGCCACUCUUGCAACCUAUUUUGGGCUUGGACAGCAGACACAUAGGAGUUUGGAUGAUGUUCGUAUGAAUCUUGAAGUUUUGAAAUACUGUGCAACCGUCUUAUUCUUGGAGUCGAGCCUCCCAGACAUAUUCACAGAGAACAGUUGGGUUUCUCCAAAUGCUACCACAAGAAGUCGUAGUGAUGCAAAAUCAUCUGCUGAGAAGAGGGCUCAAAACGCAGAAGUCUCUAAUCUGGUUGAAUCUAUCUCAGCUCAACCAGAUCCCUUUGACAUGGGCCCACUCAGCAUUGAAAUGCAGGAAGAGUUGAAUCAGCCAGACACCACCAUGGUAGAAGUACCUGUACCAGAGACUCCCAAUAGUUCUUCCCCAGCUGCUGCAUCUGAGAGUUGCAUUAGCAGGGUGGGAUUUUUACAGCCUGAUGAAGUUUUUAUUCCUUCUAUCUGUGCUUCCCUUGCUCCGUUGUAUCGUGGGAGUCAGAGGAUAAAGUUAUUACACAAAGAUGUCACUUUGCAGCUUUGCUGUAGGCAUAUGCAAUUACGGUUUGGAAUUAAUACAAAGUUUUUUGAUCAUGCUGGACGGCCCAGAUUGAAUAUUGUCGCCGAUGCAUCACCAAAUUUAUGUGAAGUUCUUGAUGCAUGUGAUGGCAUUGCACAGAAGUUGUCUGUGGAUUCCGGAAGCAACUCCGAAUGGAGACCUGUUGUGAUCCGGAAAGAGGGCUUCUACAACUACCCUACAGUGAGAUUGCAUAUACAGACAGCAGUAUGUGGGGAUAUUGCGAUCUACGCCACAGAGAUAUAUCAAAAAGAGCCUUCUGGCACUGAGCAGAGGCUAGUCUUCACUAAGCUUGAUGCUUCAGAACUUAGUACCUUGUUCAAACAGGGGAGUUUUAUGGAUGCUUUCUUCUCCUUGGACCCAUAUGACUAUCAGGAGAGUGCAGGCAUUAGGUUGGUGGCAAAGAAAUUGAUUAUUCAUUCGAAUUGAUGGAUGUAUCACUGAUUUAUUCAAUCAAGGGGGGCUGUUGCCUUGUUAAUUAGAUUGAAGUAGAUUGACAUAUUCAGGAGAACAGUUUUUCAUGUUCAUGAUCGAAAAUGGAAAACAGGGGAUACUGAUAGUUGUGACAUGUAACUCCAAAAUCUAUGCUACCAUACAUAUUCUUUGUUAGCUAAAGCUAUGUUUCCUUGUUUUAUGGGAACAUUAUUUCCAUAUUUUAUGGGAACAUUAUUUCCAUAUUUUAUGGGAACAUUGUUUCCUUGUUUCAUGGAAACCUUGUUUUCUUGUUUGUAGUUGUAGGACUUGUAUAAAUAUGUUGUAAGUAAUAGAAUCAAUCAAGUUGAAAAACCAGAAAAA